UCUUUGCAUCCGUUGAGACCACGCGAACGUCAAGCCCGAUUCUGUCAGGAAUUCCGUGUGACUCUUCAGCCGUGUUCGCGGUGACGCGCAUUUCGCGAAUUCAAUAUUUGCCCAUAGGGAGGGGGUUGUAUUUGUUUUGUGUUCUGAAGUGGGUGGAAGAGGUCAAAGAGUGAGUCAUAUUUCUGGUCUAUCUGCAGUGUGUCUGUGAAAUUCUAAAAUCACUGACGAUUUCCGUGCCCACAAUGCUGAUAGGGUGUCCGGUGAUUUGUCCACAUCGCACCACGAAGGAAUUUCUGUGAUUAUUCAUCCCGUCGCUGAGCAACUAGCCACAUUCAUGCUGCGAAGUAAAUUGCUCUCGUUGCUCGAGUUCAUCAUUUAGUUUGAGGCUUUUUGCAUACACCAUGGUUCUGGGUCGAAGCACUCUCGCUUAGAAUUUCAUGUUCACAUUUAUACUAAAAAAAAAAUGCUCUUGUAGAAUGUACCAAGACUUACAGGAAAUCAAUCUGAAUCUUCAGGAAAAUUCACACACAUCGCCCAUCAAGUGCGAGAAAUUCUUCUCUUCCAUGGGCAAGUGCAUAUCGAAGGUCUCCACCGGAAAAUCACCAAAUAGCUUUGGAAGUACACAGCAUUUGGCCCUCUCGGAGAAAAGUUUCGACGGUUCUAGUAUCAAUGAGGGUCAAUCAGAAAGUAAGAAAAAUAGCAAGAAGGAGCGUGCAAAUGGCAGUGUGGAGACCAAAGGUACGGCAAUGUCCUUUGGCUUCCGCAAGAAAUCCGCUCCGACGGGUGGGAAAAAGAAUGGCAAUGUCAGCACUAAGGAGAAAGAGAAGAUCACUGGAGAGGAUAUGGCAGUGACUGUGAUAGGAAAUCGGAGUGUGCUCAAAUCAAAUCUCAUCGAGAACGACAAGAAUGGCAAUUCAGGAUCAAGAGACUCUCUCGAUGAGGCUAUUCAGACGGGAAGAUCAACCCCAAGACUUUCGGCUCCGAAAAAAGAAAUCGCCGGGACAAAUUACAGAAGCAAUCGCUUUGGUUUUCGCCAGAGCAAUGUUGUGAGACCUGCAUCGACGGGACUUACGCCAAAAAUUGCAGAGUUCGACAGCAAUUCUAACAAUAAUUUCACAGAUAAGCGUCGCUCAAAGAGUGCUUCGGGAAGUGCAUCAGCACGAUCAUCCACCCAGAUCAAUGAGAUGCAUCAGAAAGUGACAAAUCAGCCGCAAAAUCCCAAAAUAGCCACUGCAUCGAAUCAUCAGAAUCAACAGAGUCUCCGAGCGGCAUUCUUCGAGGCGCAACCAAAGACCACCGCCGUACGCACAGGAUUCCACACGAAUGACAUUAUUCGGCCGACUCCGCAACUGCCUGUUGUGCCCACAGUGACCAAGUUCACUCUCCAUACGGCCAAUCUUCCGCGUCCUCAAGUUCCCGUACCCAUCAGUCUCACAACAAAAGCCAUGGACUCCAAGGGUGCUAAGCAAGCCCUCAACACCAGUCGUCGAUCGUUUUUCGCAGGAACAGCCAGCCGGGAUACAUCUCUUGACUCUGGUAUUUCCAGCUAUGAUAGCAGUCACAAUGCCCCAGGUACCAGGAAGGCCAGAGUUCGCCAGAGGAAUCUAGAAGUAGUCAUGAAUGGCCGUCAUACCUUCCAAGUCCGUGAUCUCGAUGACUCCCUCUCAGAUGAGACUAUCGUGCCCCUGGCUCUGCCUAAACUUCCCAGCGCUUUUCAGGCUUCUCGUCAACCGGCACCCACAAGUGGUCUCAUUCGCAUUGAUCAGCCCAACUAUCGGGAAUUCCAUAGGGAUUCCGGAUCACCUCCCAGAAAGCCCUCCAUUCCAUCAGAUAUUGAGAGCCUGGAGGAAGAUGGGGAAGAAGGUAAACUCUUCCGCGAUAAGGCUGCAUCAGAGAAGAAAGGAUCUCAAGUUGAAGCCAUUAAAGACUUCUCACCGAGCAGUAAGCAAUCCUCUCCAGGCAGUUCCCGAGCAUCCUGGGGUCAUGGUGGAGAGUCUAUGGCUCACAAAGACUUCAGCAGUCUCAGCCUUAGUAGCGAUGACAGCAAGGAGCCGGCUCGUGUGUCAUCAAUCGUCAUCAAGGACGAAGAUAUCACGUCAAUCACUUUCACCCUCGAUCAACCACUCUCUUCAGCAAAUGACUACUUACCCCCAUAUCGUGUGAUCAGAGAUGCUCCGCCAAGAGAGGACUCUCUGACUCUUCGUGAGGAUACACAAUUCGCUGAGAUGGCAGCUGCUGUUAGCGAUAUUCUGCUGGACGAUGAAACAUCGCCAACAGACAGCUUGGUCAGCAGUUGCACGGAUACGGAUGAACUCAUGAAGAAGAACUCUCACGCCAAAAGGAAGUCGCCAGAUGGGGUAAAGACUAUUCGAGAUCUUGAGAAGGACAUCGACGAGAUCUCACCGGAAUUGGACGAUAUUAAUCUCAUCAGUCCAGUAAUGGUUGGUACACCAACUCAUGCUUCCACCUCACUCUCACUCUCCGAAGCUGGCAGGGACUUCUUAAUCGACGAUGAGAUAGCUGAUCAACCAGCACUUGUCUUCAAUGAUCAGAAUGAAACCGCCUCAAACAUGCAAGCAUCAACUGCAGACACAGUGACUCUGCAUGAGGUGAAUUCUGUGGAGAACUUGGGGGAUUUGGCAGCCAGCCUAACUCAAUCUGGCCAGAAGCACCUCAGCAAUUGCUCAGCUGCGUCAGUCAACAGGACGCCAAGACGUAUCCCACGUUCUGAAUCACUGGACACUCUGUCCCCGUGCGAAUCCAUUGCCUCAGAUGAUCUCAUGAUAGAUUACCAGAGCCAAUCGAGUCUGGAUUCUGUGGACAGAGUGGCCAGGUCAAAUGGCAGUGGUGGAAGUGGCUCAGCUCUGCACUCCAUGGACGAGAAUCAGCUGUGGUCAGAACUGGAGGCUCAGGGUGGGGAACUUCUGAGGGAAUGGAGCAGUCUCUUGCGCGUCAAUGGCACCAAGCCCAGUACCAGGGACAGCAUAACAUCUCAACUUCCGGCAAGAGCGACGCGCCUUCUCAACCGCUCACGCCUUCAGAGCACCAUUAGUACCGCCGGAUCGGACAGCCCGCGCUCCCUGGACGGAGUUCCGCGACGAACACAAUCACUGUCCAAGACCAAUUCCCCACAUCUCUUCCGGGAGUCUGACUCUUGCUCUCCCGACGGUAUCUACAUGGACAAGUCGAUGCGCAACUCCAUGAUCCAGGACAUUGUGUACUUUAAGAAGCAGCUGCUUCGUCUCAAAUGUCUGCUGCAGGAGGACGAAGGCAAUUUGAAGAUGGGCGAACCUCUCAACUCAUUUGAACACAACAAUGGGCAGAUCUUCGCUUCCUGCGCACCAGACAGUAACCUAGGCAGCCUCUCGAGUCUCCAGAGUGAAUCAGCAUCCGAAGAUCCUCGUCAGGAAAUGGCGGAACUGAGAAGACAGGUGGUUUUCCUUCAGACUGAACUCGAUGAUAGAGACAGAACGAUAAAGAUUCAGAAGAACAUAAUUGCCAAGUAUGAGGCGGAAAAACUAAAGAGCAGAAAUAAUGCUAAUACAGUAGAAAGUGCUACGCAAACUGAAAGGGUUAAACCAAUUUCAACUGUAGCACAAGAUCAAAUAUCUAGAACUGAAUCAAAUGGAAUGUCCCAGAAUUCUCAGCGUUGCAUCACCACAACCACUUCCAUCUCCUUCAAGAGCCCCACAAAAUGCAACUCCGUGAAACCAGUCAAAACAACUCCAAUUGGAAAUGUGACUAACAUGGCCAAUUCUCAGAAGUACGUGAGAAGUUUCAGCGUGGAUGAUGGUCUGGCGGGAAAAUGUAGUGCAAAUAAAAAUGGGCGAAUCUCUUCGGGGCCUCUAUCCCUGCCCAUGGUCAAUGGUAAUCGUAAAAUUCCCAUUUUAACCUCGACUGUGAAGAAUCCACAUGCCAGAGUUCCACGAUCUUCACUAUCAUCAUCUCGCAGUGACUCAGUCAACAGUAGUUCGUCGAGUCUCAACGAGAAUACAGAUAGAAAAUCCCUCCCCGUGAAAAUUCUCACGUCUGUAGCCAAGUGAGGAGAGGUCUAGUAGAGGCUUUUAUUUUACAUUGUGAUACAAGACAGCCCCCCAUGAGGAGCCUGGGAUUGGGAGUGGAGAAAACAAAUAUCUUCCACUCCAAAGAGAACUCAAUACUGAAUCACAGUUAAUACAAAUUGCUAUAGCAUUUAUAAAUUAUUUAGAUGAGAUAUAUUGAAGUAAUUGUUAGUUAAAUUAAUAUAUAUAUUUUUAAUAGUUUUAAGCUUUUUCCUCAAGGACUAUUAUUCUUCCCUCCUUUUUAUUUAUAUUGAUAAAAGACAUUUAAAAAAACACCUUUUCACCGUAGAUUAAAUUCUUGUUUCCCUUCCAUUUCUGUCAAAGUUAGAGCUCUGCAUAAUGUAUUUAUCGAGAAUGUAUAAAUUCUUCAGUUCAAAAUAUAAACUCAAAUAAUACUUAAGCUGAAA
Phlebotomus papatasi is the source of this 4468-nucleotide messenger RNA. RefSeq lists its product as uncharacterized. The transcript is spliced from 14 exons. The record is from RefSeq and is a predicted model, not a curated record. Lineage: Eukaryota; Metazoa; Arthropoda; Insecta; Diptera; Psychodidae. The coding region runs from base 438 to 4043 and encodes 1201 amino acids.